AUGCGCUUCGCUCGUCUGCUGGUGAUCGGACUUCCACUCAGCGCUGGGUUCUCUGUACGACCUCUCGUCUCCAAGAGGCCGCCGUACCACCCCGCCCCUCUCAGCAUGAGCGAACAGCAGCAGGAUGCCCCCAAAACGUAUCCUCCCCCGAAUGCGGUUCCGGAUGGCAUGAAGACCUACGAGGCGAUGCACAAGCAGAGUCUCGAGGAGCCGGACACUUUCUGGGGCGAUGCCGCCCGGUCCACGUUGAAGUGGUUCCGCGACUUCGAUCGCGUGUCCCAGGGCGGCUUCGACACCGGAGACGUGGCUUGGUUCACCGGCGGACAGCUGAACGCUUGCUACAAUUGCAUCGACCAGCACCUGCCGCAGCGGGCCAAGCAGGUUGCCAUCCUGCACGAAGGCGACGAGCCCGGAGUGGUGACCAAGAUCACCUACGAGGACCUGCUGGGGCAGGUCUGCCGAAUGGCCAACGCCAUGAAGGAGCUGGGAGUGAAGAAGGGAGACUUCGUGACGCUCUACAUGCCCAUGGUGCCCGAGGCAGCCGUCGCCAUGCUUGCCUGCGCGCGCCUGGGCGCCCCUCACAGCGUGGUGUUCGCUGGUUUCAGCGCUGAGGCCCUGCGAGACCGCAUCGUGGACGCCAACAGCAAGUGGGUGUUCACGACGGAUGAGGGGAGGAGGGGGGGCAAGACCCUGCACCUCAAGAGCAUCGUCGACAAGGCCGUGGAGGACGCUGACUGCGUGGAAAAGGUCUUGGUCAUCACUGCCACAGGGGCCAAGGUUCCGAUGGGGAAGCGCGACGUGCAGAUGUCGGAGAUGCUCCCGCGCAUGAGGCCCUACUGCCCGUGCGAAACGAUGGACUCAGAGGACCUCCUCUUCAUCCUGUACACCUCCGGCUCCACCGGCCGCCCGAAGGGGGUGGCCCACACCACCGCCGGCUACCUCCUGUACACGGGGAUGACCACCAAGCACGCCUUCGGGCUGGAGGAGGGGGACGUCUUUGCCUGCGUGGCCGACGUCGGGUGGAUCACAGGGCACUCGUACAUCGUCUACGGGCCCCUCGUUAACGGGGCGACCUCGCUCAUGUUCGAGUCCACGCCAAUGUACCCCAACCACGGAAGGUACUGGGACGUCGUCCAGCGACACAAGGUGACGCAGUUCUACACCGCACCCACGGCCAUCCGAGCGCUCAUGAGCUGCGGGCCGGAGAUCAUCUCCGACUACGACCUUAGCUCGCUGCGGGUGCUGGGGUCGGUCGGGGAACCCAUCAACCCGGAGGCCUGGCGCUGGUACAACGAGCACGUAGGCAAGGGCAAGUGCCACAUCGUGGACACCUUCUGGCAGACGGAGACGGGAGGGCACGUCAUGCUCCCCCUGGCCAACGUCACGCCGACCAAGCCGGGCUCUUGCUCCUUCCCCUUCUUCGGAAUCGAGCCGGCCGUGCUCAACGCGCAGACUGGGGAGGAGGUGACGGGCAACGACGUGGAAGGCGUGCUCGCCUUCAAGCGCCCGUGGCCGUCUCUCGCCCGCACUGUUUACGGGGACCACAAGCGGUACAUGGACGUCUACCUCAACCCUUACAAGGGCUACUACUUCACGGGAGACGGCUGCCACCGAGAUUCUGACGGUUUCUACUGGAUUACCGGAAGGGUGGACGACGUUCUCAACGUGUCCGGCCACCGCAUCGGCACCGCAGAGGUGGAGAGUGCACUGGUGCUGCACCCGGCGGUGUCCGAGGCAGCCGUCGUCGGCUUCCCCGAUCCCAUCAAGGGGCAGGCUAUCUGCUGCUACGUGACCUUCGUGUCUGGUUACACCGAGUCCCCGGAGCUGCUGAAGGAAUUGGUCAAGCAGGUGGCUACGCACAUCGGCCCGUUCGCACGGCCAGGGAUGAUCGUUGGGACCCCCGGCCUCCCCAAGACUCGAUCCGGCAAGAUCAUGCGGCGGAUCCUGCGCAAGAUUGCGGAGGGAGAGGCCGACAAGCUGGGCGACACUAGCACUCUCGCCGACCCUUCGAUCGUCGAGGGGCUGGUGGAGAAGGCCAAUGCUCUCCUCGGCAAGAUGAAGAGAUAAUGCGCGCCCUUAAUGACACUUGCAACGAUAACCACAUCCGAUGGGGGUGGUGGGUGCCCUUUGUCCGACAAAGUUGGGUCUGAGGUCACUGGGAUGCUACUACCGGUUCGACCUUUGCUGCUCGCUCCUAACAAUGAUGGAGGGGGGCCGUGGUGGCUGCAUGGCCUGCCAAUGCACCACAAGGGCUAUCCCCCCUUUUGGGCGUUUUCUCGCUGCAAGGUCGAGGGGAACCCCGUACUUGAGGUCGCAGAUGGCGACACUGUUAGUGUUGGUUCUGUCUAAACAGGGCGGGGGGGGUACUUCCUUGUCGUUGGUUGCAAGUCUGUGGCUUGUAGUCUGUGGGACAUUGUAGGGCGUUAUAGUGAUGGUUUAGUCUAGUCUUUUCCCGACGCUGUGUUCAUUGUAGUGUCUCGACAUUCUCGUUCAUUCAGGCAAGGGCGUCUAGACCCCAAGUGAUGUUGAGUUUUCAUGCGGUAUUGCACCCUUAUUGGGUACAGUAGUAGUUGUAGCCUUCGACGGUGGAAGGCGACUGACUGCGUCGGUGGGACCAACGUUGCUACAGAUGCAAGAGGGUAUUGAGCAGAUGGGCAAUUCAAACGCGAAGGAAUCAGCAAACCAACUUCGGGGGUGGUGCUGCUUGCACCCUUGGCUCUUUAUUUGGCGCCCGUGGGGAAGGUACAUAGACUAUGCUACAUACAGUGUGCAUGCAUAGUCCGGUUUGAGGUUAUUACUAAAGAGUAGUUUUCUGCGCCCGGGGAGGUACAAAAAAUGCCAUGAAGAGAGGCUUAGCCUUCGGUUGGUGCGUACAUAGUAGUACAUUAUAGCGUGGGAACAGUGACAAGGCCUACUACCUGUCGUUCUCUUUCAUUUCGCCUGUUUAUGUCUGCGUCCGGUUUGAUGAACUACGCUACUGUAGCGACAGGCAAAAUGUUGGUGGAUGCCAGGCCAAGUCGUGCAGAGGCUCCAAUAAUAUCGUUGGGUCGUAUGCAUGAAGGAGCGGAAAAGCAUCUAGCUAGGUAUUAUCGUUGGGUCGUAUGAUAUGCAUGAAUGAGCGGGAAAAGCAUGUAAUAGGUGUGAGGAACAUAGAACAUGGUCGUUGUGUGCUGCAUGGUUGAUCGGAAGGGAUGCAUGCAUCUCUCUCUCCGUCGAGAUUCACACUCUGCUACUAGUAAUAGGUGUACAUUGAGUCUUCUAGUGGUGGCACGACCGUGAAAGGAAUCAAUCGUGGAUGAUGGUGAGCAG
Molecule: messenger RNA, 3309 nt
Organism: Ectocarpus siliculosus
Lineage: Eukaryota; Phaeophyceae; Ectocarpales; Ectocarpaceae
Source: the annotation of a GenBank genome assembly